CCGGCAAUGGUUAAUAUUCCCAAAACGCGAAGGACCAUUUGCACUGGAAAAUGCAAAUCUCAUCAAAUUCAUAAGGUAACGCAGUACAAAGCUGGCGCCGCCUCUCUCUACGCACAAGGAAAAAGACGUUACGAUAGAAAGCAAUCUGGUUAUGGCGGUCAAACUAAGCCUGUAUUUCGUAAAAAGAUAAAGGUUCAUAAAAAGGUUUCACUUCGUUUAGAAUGUCAGAAGUGUAAGCGCAAGAAGCAGAUAAAGCUUAAACGCUGUAAAAAUUUCGAACUUGGCGGUGAAAAGAAGAGGAAAGGGCAAGCUAUUCAAUUUUAAACCUAAUUAGAACUCCUUUCAUUUUAUUGU
Molecule: messenger RNA, 354 nt
Organism: Zophobas morio
Lineage: Eukaryota; Metazoa; Arthropoda; Insecta; Coleoptera; Tenebrionidae
Exons: 3
Coding region: 7-324 (105 amino acids)
Biological process (GO): translation
Cellular component (GO): cytosolic large ribosomal subunit; ribosome
Molecular function (GO): structural constituent of ribosome
Source: RefSeq, a predicted model, not a curated record